GUCUGGCUGGUUAUCGCUGCGAGCAGAAGCCCAACAACGGAUAGUCACUAUAAAAUCGUUGUUUCUUAGCGAUUGCUGGUUACUUCUCGGCUACGUCUCAAGUCUGUAACAAGAUUGUUUCGCUUAAUCGUGCGAUCUUCCGUUUUGAGCUGGCUCAUAUCCGUGAGUUUAUAAUUCGCGCAUUUUUUCCGCGGCACCAACCGCGACAGUGCUUUCAAAGUUGCGAUCUCUCCAAUUGCGCGCUCCUCGCCUGUCUGUGAGCCCGGGGUGAGAAAAUUGCUGCUACUUCAACUGAUUGCUGCAUACAAUCGCGGCGGCUGCUGUUGGGUAUAGUGCCAAGAUCCACAAACGACGAGAGCCAGACGAGGGUCAGCCAAGUGGAAAGUAGCAACUAGCCGUGGCAGAGUGGUGUUUUCGCGAAUUUUUUUUCCGGCGAGCUGAAGAACGACAAAUUUGCCAUUGUUCAAACUUUAUGCCCAUUUCCGUGACAUUUGUUGAAGAGGAAAAGUCAAAUAAGUUUUUCAAUCAUAUUACUUUCUUUGCAUCCGUCAGUUGCAGUGCAGUGGAGUACAGUUUAUAGCUUCCAGUCAGGAUUGCAAGUUUCGUUUUUUUAUUCUACGAAGUGUGGAACAAAGUUUGCCGGCUUAAGUAGAGUGCUCUAUUUUGUUAGCAAAGUUCUAAAAACGGGAACGCAGUGUCGCCACAAUCAACUACCGAAUCGAAGUGCUUCCGGUGAGCGUGGAAAUGAAUACGGCGGAGCGAGCUUGGAAGGUACUGCUGCUGAUCUGCGUGGUAGCGUUGAACGUGACGCACUGUCAACAGCCCAUUGGACAAGCAUUCGCUGGCGACCGAGGCGGUCGAUUAUUUCAACCGGCUCAGGAGGGUUCCGCAUCGGGAGCAACAGAUUCCAUCAAGGUCGGCGACGGAACCCGAAACGAUGCAGCCCGGGCUUUAAGGAGCAGCUACUACGCGGGAGCUCCCAGUGAACGGAUCUUUGAUCUUGGACUAUUUGGAAAGCCGUACUACGGUAACCGAGGGUAUUAUCCAGGAGGAGGAGGAGCAGGCUACCCAGGAGCUGGAGGGUACUACCCUCAGGGAGGCUAUUAUCCGCAAGCAGGAGGAUAUUAUCCGGGGGCUUACCCGGGAUCGUCCGGCUACUACCCGGGAUCAAAUUCCAUUGGUGGUAACCCUUAUGGCGGAUAUGGCGGCUACGGAGGUUAUGGGGGCUAUGGCGGAAUCGGAGGCGGCUAUGGUGGAUACGGUGGCUACGGAGGUAAUGGUGGUUUGCAGUCCUAUCUGGGCUACAGCGGUGGUAAUUAUUUUGGCAGUCGAAAUCUAGGCUACGGUUACUAUGCCGGAACGAAUCCGGUUGGAGUGUCCAGCUCUAGUUUAGUUAGCGGUUACCGGGGUUACAAUUGAAACCGCUUCGCUGCUGUAAUUGAUUGUGAUGGUUUCCAUAGUUUUAACGUUUGUGGUAAAAUUUGAUAGUUUGUUUGUCUCUGUGUGUGUAUGUGUUUGUGCGAUUGUACGUCUCAAUUCGUUACCAAAGCGUGUGCUAAAUGUGAUAUAUAUAUCGGAUAACUAACCCGACCAAUUUAACCCAGUGAUCCAUUCGAAGCCAAUAACUUAUUACGAUUUGUAGAAUUGAAUAAUAAACUAUU
Molecule: messenger RNA, 1661 nt
Organism: Topomyia yanbarensis
Lineage: Eukaryota; Metazoa; Arthropoda; Insecta; Diptera; Culicidae
Product: keratin, type I cytoskeletal 10-like
Exons: 4
Coding region: 745-1419 (224 amino acids)
Source: RefSeq, a predicted model, not a curated record